Mangifera indica (mango) is the source of this 1704-nucleotide messenger RNA. RefSeq names its product APO protein 3, mitochondrial-like. Gene Ontology annotation, molecular function: RNA binding. The coding region runs from base 196 to 1587 and encodes 463 amino acids. NCBI's taxonomy places the organism in Eukaryota, Viridiplantae, Streptophyta, Magnoliopsida, Sapindales, Anacardiaceae. The record is from RefSeq and is a predicted model, not a curated record. The transcript is spliced from 3 exons.
CAAAUAUCGUUUGCCUCCCUUGUCUUCACUGUGCACAUUAAAAGUGUAACUCGUCGCCGCAGCCGGCUAAGGGCCAAGACGAAUUUGUAGUUUGACAUAUUUGUUUGCUUCUUCUGCAACUUCCUCUUUCAAAGCCAGCAAGCUAAUAACGUUCUCUAUAGCUGUGUCACCAAAGAACAGGUUUGUACGAGGACAAUGCUACCUAAACAAGUUCGGAGCCUUGUGAAUCUGCAUAAUUUAAAUAUGAAAAAUUUUAAUGCAAACAUUAUUGGUAUAAAUAAAUUAAAGCAUCCUUCUGGUUUGUUCUCUACUGGGUCGAUCUGCCCAGAAUUCCUGAGGAAGCUUAAGAAAAAUGAGCGGAAACCAUUGGUCACAAGCAUUAAUGAACUUAAGCGUUUAGCCAGGCGGGAAAAGAAACAGAGGCAGAUGGUGAAAGAGAAGAUUCUACAGCCUCCAGAAAAUGGAUUAUUGGUCAAGGAAUUGAUACCAAUUGCUCAUGAAGUUUAUACUGCCAGAACUGAAUUAUUUGCUUGUGUUUCACAGGUUGUUAAGAGUAUUGCCAUAUACACAUGCAGCUUCUGUGGAGAAGUUCAUGUUGGUCAUCCACCGCAUAAGAUCAGAACAUGCAAUGUUGCAGGUAGCCCAGCAAACAAAGAACACAGUUGGAAUUUUGGGAAUAUGAAACAUAUUUUGCCUCUUGUAGAAUCUUUUCAUUUAUAUGAUAGGAUAGGGAGAGCUGUUUCUCAUAAUGAGAGGCUUGAAGUGGAUCGGAUUCCAGCAAUUGUUGAAUUGUGCAUCCAAGCAGGCAUUGACAUCUCUGAUUACCCAACUAGGAGAAGGGUUUUUCCCGCUUACAAUAUUGCGGGUAAAAUUAUAGAUUUUGAGAAAAGGUUCCCAAAAGAAGUUGCACCAGGCAAAGGCAUGGUCACAUCUGGAUUUUGGGGGAAGAGAAGGAAGUCAAGUGAAGAAAACAAGCUUCUUGACAUACAGUCUGCUGAUAAACUAGGUUCUUCCCUGCAGUGCCAUGUUCAGUGUCUUAGAUUACUUCUGGUCCCCCUUUAUAUAAAUCAUCUUUUAUUACUUUGUUUUGAUAACAUCUUCUCUUCUUCUAUCAGUCUGAUGUCACCUGGCUUAAUUAAUGAAAUUGCAUCCUGUUUUUUCUUCUACAUCCACCCAGAUGUUGCUGUUAGAGGUAUGGAGGCAUGGGAGAGAAUGCGGUCCGGAGCAUCCAAACUCAUGCAGAAGUAUGCUGUCCAAACCUGUGGAUACUGUUCAGAGGUCCAAGUGGGGCCUAAGGGUCAUAGAGUAAGGAAUUGCCAAGCUUAUAAGCAUCAGAUGAGGGAUGGGCAACAUGCAUGGCAGGAGGCAACGGUUGAUGAUUUGGUUCCUCCACUGUAUGUAUGGCAUGUACAAGAUGUAAAAAGUGGCAAACCACUGGUUAAUGAAUUGAAGAGAUACUAUGGUAUGUUGCCUGCUGUAGUGGAACUGUUUGCCCAGGCUGGCGCAAAUAUAACCGAUAAUUAUGCUGGCAUAAUGAGGGAAGACGUUGCAUUGCCUGAGUUGGAUGAAGAAAAGUGGGUUGUCUAAAGUUGUUUGGAUCAGAGUGGGAUGUAUAUUCAGAGGUCGACCUCUUUUUUGGUUACAAAUUGCUAAAAAAUGCAGUUGUACCACUUUGGGUUUCUCAGUGCAAAUUAUUCUUCUGCA